UUUGUUUCAUUGAAUAGGGAGGAAAAAAGGUGGGGUGAGGGAAUAUGAUGUUUCUAGUUUUUACAGCUUUAUAAUUGGAGACAGAACAAGCAGGUACACAGACCUUAACACAUAUAUAUCAGCAUAAGGAAUUUCAUAAGCAACAACUUCCUAGUUCAGUUUCAUGCUCUCAGCUUUUCCAGUUACAAAUAUAUUAAAAUAACAUCCCUCAAAAAAGGAAAAAAAAAAAGUUGGAAAGAUCAUAAACAGUGAUGAAGACCUUUCAUGGCAACCUGACUCCAAAAUCACCAAACCUGAGAGACAGAGAUGCAUCUUUCUCUUCCUAUCUCAGACCCGAUAAACCAAUCACUUGCCAACCACAUCAUCAUGCCAUUGGAUCUGGAAUACGUAGAGCUCUUGAAGAUUCCACCUCUGAGCUUAGCAUAUUCGAUGCUCACAAGUACUUCAAUGAAGUGACCAACAAUGAAACCCAAAAAGUUACCAUCACCAGCAACAGUAGAGUCUCUCCCAUGAUUCACACAGACAUGGAACGCAUUCCAGAACGAGGUGACAUCAUCACAGAGACAACAAGAUACUCCUCAGCUUCAUCCUCAGUUGAUGGCUAUGCCAUCAUCAGAAACUACAGAGCACGUUCAUUCCAUGCUGCUACACCAACAGCUUCAUCAGAAGCAAGUUGGAACAGCCAAGCUGGGUUGUUAUCUCAUCCAAAAGGUGCAAUCCCAGUCUCAAUGAAAAACCCUCCAAACCCCAAUGAACUCAACAAGAAAAACAGAACAACAUUUACAUCAUCAUCACUCUCCAAACCUAUAUGGCUUUUAAGGAGAAAAUGUCCAUGCACAGGUAAAAAAUCAGUACAAGUCAAAGAAAACAUUCAACAAUCCAAAACCCAAACCGCCCAAUUGUCGCAACCGCCGCCGCCGUCACGGGAACCGGCAAUAAAUUAUUCUCUCAACGACAUCAAAAGACAUGAUCAUGAGUCCAAGGAUGUUCCUAAUCAUAUCACACCCAACAAUUGGGUUGUGAACCAGACAGCAGCAUCAACAACCUUUGUAGCCACGAAAUCUCAAAGAUUUCAUCCGAACGGAGCUGUAACCUCUGUGAAAACACCCUUCACCGAUGGCUUCACUUUCCCUGUGCUAAACCCAAACCCAAAACCCCACAUCCCAAACGGCGUCGUUGAAGAAGACCCACCCCGAGAUUCCCUUGAAGUUUUUCAACCACCGGAAAACACCGUGGAACAGAAAUCACGAGCCGGAGCCGGAGCCGUCGACGUCGACGACGCGGCGAGCGACGCGAGUUCCGAUCUCUUCGAGAUCGAGAGCUUCUCCACCGCCACGCAAUCCACGUACCCUAUCAUGUACCGUCACGGAAGCAGAGACUCAUUCGACGAGGCUUCCGGCGCCACCAACAACGGCUUCUUCUUCGGUCGCCGGAGCAUGGACGAGGGGUCCACCACCACGACGGCGUACGAGCCGAGCGAGGCCAGCAUCGAGUGGAGCGUGACCACAGCGGAAGCGCACGAGGAUUACAUCGGCGGCGGAGGAGGCGGCGGUGGUGUGGCGGCGGAGAAGUGGAAGAGAAAGGGAGGAAAUGGGUUGUUGGUGAGUUGUCGGAGCGAGAAAGCGGUGAGUGUGGGGCCACAACCUGUGAAGUGUGGGACCACACCUUCGAUGCACGUGAAUCAUCACGUGAUUGUUAGUGGUGUUGGUGUUAAUAGUAAUACAAGUAGUAGUGGUAGUACUAGGGUUAUAGGGUGUGUCAAUAAACCACCGCUUGCAAAGUCUAACCGCAACACACCUCGCGUGUCUCUCGCUUUCGCGACAUAGCCAUUUGCUUCUUUUGUUACUAAUUAAUGCUUACUUCUUGUUGCUUCAGUUUUCUUGUUUUCGGUUCUCACUUAUUGUGUCUUCUUGUUUUUCUGCUUCUAUCGUAUGGUCAUUUUUUUGAUAGUGAU
Messenger RNA from Gastrolobium bilobum, 1954 nucleotides. RefSeq names its product protein PHYTOCHROME KINASE SUBSTRATE 4-like. The record is from RefSeq and is a predicted model, not a curated record. Bases 252 to 1826 code for a protein of 524 amino acids. Gene Ontology annotation, biological process: phototropism. Lineage: Eukaryota; Viridiplantae; Streptophyta; Magnoliopsida; Fabales; Fabaceae. The transcript has a single exon.